AUGGCUAUGGUCGAUGAGCCUCUCUAUCCAAUUGCCGUGCUGAUAGAUGAGCUUAAAAAUGAAGAUAUUCAAUUGCGCCUGAACUCCAUCAGAAGACUUUCCACUAUUGCACGGGCACUUGGAGAAGAAAGAACCAGGAAGGAACUGAUUCCUUUCCUCAGCGAAAACAAUGAUGAUGAAGAUGAGGUGCUUCUUGCAAUGGCUGAAGAAUUGGGUGUGUUCAUUCCUUAUGUUGGGGGUGUAGAGCAUGCUCAUGUUUUGCUCCCACCAUUGGAGACAUUGUCUACGGUGGAGGAAACUUGUGUCCGAGACAAAGCAGUUGAGUCGUUGUGCCGUAUUGGUGCACAGAUGAAAGAAAAUGACAUUGUUGACUAUUUCAUUGCAGUAGUAAAGAGGCUAGCGGCUGGUGAGUGGUUUACAGCUCGAGUAUCAUCCUGUGGUCUUUUCCAUAUAGCCUAUCCAAGUGCCACCGAUCCGUUGAAAACAGAACUGAGGACUAUUUAUGGCCAGUUAUGCCAAGAUGACAUGCCUAUGGUCAGAAGGGCAGCUGCAUCAAAUCUUGGGAAGUUUGCUGCCACUGUUGAACAGAGCCAUUUGAAGACAGAAAUCAUGUCGAUCUUUGAUGAUCUUACCCAAGAUGAUCAAGAUUCAGUACGUUUAUUGGCAGUUGAAGGCUGUGCCGCUCUUGGAAAAUUGUUAGAACCCCAAGAUUGUGUAGCCCAUAUCCUUCCAGUCAUUGUUAAUUUCUCCCAGGAUAAAUCUUGGCGUGUCCGUUAUAUGGUUGCAAACCAGUUGUAUGAGCUCUGCGAGGCAGUUGGCCCCGAGCCUACAAGAGCGGACCUGGUGCCUGCAUAUGUUCGCCUCCUCCGUGAUAAUGAGGCUGAAGUGCGGAUAGCAGCUGCCGGAAAAGUUAUGAAGUUCUGUAGGAUAUUAAGUCCACAGCUUGCAAUUCAGCACAUUCUGCCGUGUGUUAAGGAAUUGUCAUCAGAUUCGUCUCAGCAUGUUCGCUCAGCUUUGGCUUCAGUCAUCAUGGGAAUGGCCCCUGUCUUGGGGAAGGAUGCUACCAUUGAACAACUUCUUCCUAUUUUUCUUUCUUUGCUGAAGGAUGAAUUUCCUGAUGUUCGACUGAACAUAAUCAGCAAGCUUGAUCAAGUUAAUCAGGUCAUUGGAAUUGACUUGCUGUCGCAAUCUCUAUUGCCGGCUAUUGUAGAACUUGCGGAGGAUAGGCACUGGAGGGUUCGGCUUGCAAUAAUUGAGUACAUCCCUCUGCUGGCUAGUCAGUUAGGUGUUGGGUUUUUUGAUGACAAGCUGGGGGCACUUUGCAUGCAAUGGUUGGAAGAUAAGGUUUUCUCGAUCAGAGAAGCUGCCGCAAACAACUUGAAGCGCCUGGCGGAGGAGUUCGGUCCAGAGUGGGCUAUGCAACACAUAAUUCCUCAGGUGUUGGAGAAGAUAAACAACCCACAUUAUCUGUAUCGCAUGACCAUCCUGCAAGCUAUCUCAUUGCUAGCCCCUGUCAUGGGUGCAGAAAUAACAUGCCAAAAGCUGCUCCCUGUCGUCAUUAAUUCCUCGAAGGACAGAGUGCCGAACAUCAAGUUCAAUGUUGCGAAAGUUCUGCAGUCGCUUGUACCAAUCCUUGAUCAAUCUGUGCAGGUUGCUGAGAAGACUGUGAAGCCAUGCCUCGUCGAGCUGAGCGAGGACCCUGAUGUGGAUGUACGAUACUAUGCAAACCAGGCCCUUCAGGCGUGUGACCAGAUCAUGAUGUCUAGCUAA
Messenger RNA from Triticum turgidum subsp. durum (durum wheat), 1770 nucleotides. The record is from the annotation of a GenBank genome assembly. NCBI's taxonomy places the organism in Eukaryota, Viridiplantae, Streptophyta, Magnoliopsida, Poales, Poaceae.